CAAACUUAUUGAACUCGCAGUGGAAGCUAGCCAAAAUGGAUGGAUUUGACGAGGAGGCUUUCAAAAAGUUUUUCCCGAGCGGGUUUGGCAAACAGGAAAAGCAAGCUAGUGUCACCGCGCAAAUCGACCGAUCGAAGCGAACGAAUAUCGAGUCGCAAACCGAAGACAAUCGUGAGCAUGACGGCAUAGAAAAAGAGCAGAAGGAGAUAGAAACUGGGCUUAAUGAAGCUGGUGAUUCGGACAAAGACUCGGAGGAGGAUGACGAUGACGAUGACGAUGAUGACGACGAGGACGAAUUCCCCGUGUCGCAUGAGCUUGUACUCAAGACACAUGAACGCGCUGUAACGACCCUGGCCCUUGAUUCAUCUGGCGGUCGACUUGUUUCUGGCUCCACAGAUUGCACAAUCAAAUUCCAUGACUUUGCCUCCAUGACACCGUCUACACUUCGCGCCUUCAAGUCCGUCGACCCGAGCGCAAAGAAGCAGUCAGCAGCACAAGAAACUCACCCUGUUCAUUAUGUCGCUUUCAAUCCCAUAUCUCCUAGUCAGAUGCUGGUCAUCCCUGCCACACCUCAACCGAAAAUUUUCGAUCGGGAUGGAAAUGUGCUCACCGAAUUUGUCAAGGGAGACAUGUAUCUACGAGAUAUGCACAAUACCAAAGGCCAUGUUUCGGAAGUCACGUCGGGAGCUUGGAGCCCUACAGACUACAACUUGUGUGCCACUGCUGGAACAGAUAGCACUGUUAGGAUAUGGGAUGUGAAUGUUGGUCGAAACCAGAAGGAUGUCAUUGUUCAUAAGUCCAAGGCUGCGGGCUCGGCCGGGAGAACCAAAGUAACAGCUGUGGCCUGGGCGUCUCCAAAACAAGGCGGACCUAAUGUACUUGUUGCUACAGGCCUUGAUGGAAGUCUUGUCAUGUGGAAUGGAAGUGGGCCAUAUACUAGGCCGGCUGCGGAGGUUCGGGAUGCUCAUACGAGAACCACUUGGACCAGCGGCGUCGAUAUCAGUGCCGAUGGGCGGUUGGUUGUGACUAGAGGAGGUGACGAUACUAUCAAGCUAUGGGACACACGGAAAUUUAAGUUGCCUAUUACAACUGUUACGCACCAGUCUACAGCAAACCAUUAUCCCACAUCAAACAUUAAAUUCUCACCGACUGGGACCAACAUAAUUACUGGUUCCGAGACUGGCCAUCUCCAUAUCUUGAACCCUGCGACGUUGAAACCAGAACUUGUAACCCCUGUCACGCCAGGAUCUGCUUUGAUUACGGUGCAAUGGCAUGAAAAAUUGAAUCAAAUUCUGACAGGGUCUGCCAAUAGCGAAAUACACAUGCUUUACAACCCAACGAUAUCUACAAAGGGGGCGGCUCUUGUGAUGUCCAAAGCCCCCAAGCGACGACAUGUCGAUGAUGACCCCAACUUCACAACAGAUAUAUCACAGGGAUUCUCUGGCGACUCAGUGGUCAUUGGAUCAAAUGGCAUGCCUCAGUCUGCGGCAGCAAGCUGGUCUGCCCGCCACCCUACCGUCGGAUUGACCGUAUCCGGGCGUUCAAGGGACCCUCGGCGCCCCCAUCUUCCAACGCAAACACCAUUCGCGAAGUCGCAACCCGACGAAAAGCACAUUCGUGAAAGCAUUCCACUUAGCUCCAUGCGUGACGAAGAUCCUCGGGCAGCGUUGCUGAAAUAUGCCGACAAGGCACAGAAGGAUCCUAUCUUUACGAAGGCGUGGGCAAAGACACAGCCAAAGACUAUAUAUGCGGAUAUCAGCGACGAAGAGGAAGAACGUCCCGAUAAGAAAAAGGCGAAGCGGUGAUAUUUUUUCCACUAAGAACAAGGAAACUGUUCGCUAUAUUGUUAUUUAUUGUCUGUACUGUACAUAAUUUCUUCAAGUUAAGGCGCUGGUGAGAAGGGUGUCCUCCAGGCUAUCAGGGAAACAUGGGAUCGGGUGAAUGCUAGAAAUUUGAUAAUCUAUCACGUACAGCACUGGAGGCCAGGUCGCAGUCUCUUUAUUUAUAUUCGACCUUUGCAUCAAGAAAUCGCAAAGCAUAUACGAGUUGCAGGAGUAAUAGGAAUGAAGAGAGAAGAUUAAUCGGUUGUUCGGCCCCGCACAGUUCGUGCCGAUCCGCUCUGGUGCCGCUCGCCGCGCCGCCGUCUGGGCUUGAGCACC
Talaromyces proteolyticus is the source of this 2159-nucleotide messenger RNA. Its product is annotated as WD repeat protein. Gene Ontology annotation, molecular function: protein binding. Gene Ontology annotation, biological process: regulation of DNA double-strand break processing. The record is from RefSeq and is a predicted model, not a curated record. Bases 36 to 1805 code for a protein of 589 amino acids. NCBI's taxonomy places the organism in Eukaryota, Fungi, Ascomycota, Eurotiomycetes, Eurotiales, Trichocomaceae. The transcript has a single exon. Gene Ontology annotation, cellular component: site of double-strand break; nucleus.